GUGAGGGGCGAGCGCGGGGGCCGUCGGGACUCGUUCUGCCGGUGGGUCAGGGUUCGGCCUCAACAUGGCGGCCCGGGCCGGGCAGUGACCGAGGCUCGGCGGUCGGAAGGAGUCCCCGGGGCCGGUCGCGCGUCCGCCUCAUGGGUGGGACGUGAGGCGCCGCGGCGAGCGCGGAGGGGCGGCGGUGACGGGCGGGGCGGCGGCGGCGGGGCGGUGCGGGGCUCGGCGUCCGGGCUUCCCUGCGGGCCCGGCCGGGGGAGGCGGGCGGCGGCGGGGCCGCGGCGCCGGGCGGGGCGAUGGCCCAGUGCGUGCAGUCGGUGCACGAGCUCAUCCCGGACUCCUUCGUGCCCUGCGUGGCCGCGCUCUGCAGCGACGACGCCGAGCGCCUCGCCCGCCGCAACCACCUGAGCUUCGCCGAGCUGCUGAGACCUUUCACCCGCCUCACCUCCGAGGUUCAUAUGAGAGAUCCUAAUAAUCAGCUUCACAUAAUAAAAAAUUUGAAGAUAGCAGUAAGCAACAUUAUCACCCAACCGCCUCAGCCUGGAGCCAUUCGGAAACUUCUGAGUGACGUUGUUUCUAGCUGUCAGCCUGCGGAUGGACUAGUAGCUAAUGUGUUUACGGCAGGGGACUAUGACCUCAACAUCAGUGAUCGGUUAAUAAAAGCUAGUGUUCCUUGGUACAGUAAUUGGAAAGAUACAUUGAAGGAAAUGAAAGAAUCCUCAUUAAAUACAGCUACUACUCCAUGGUUUGAGUCUUACAGAGAGACCUUUCUUCAGUCAAUGCCAGCAUCAGAUCAUGAAUUUCUGAACCACUAUUUAGCCUGUAUGCUGGUAGCAUCGUCUAGUGAAGCAGAACCUAUGGAACAGUUUGGAAAGUUGUCACAAGAGCAGCAUCGAAUUCAGCACAAUAAUGACUAUUCCUACCCCAAGUGGUUUAUACCAAAUACACUUAAAUACUAUGUACUCUUACACGAUGUAAGUGCAGGAGACGAACAGAGAGCUGAAUCCAUUUAUGAAGAAAUGAAACAGAAAUAUGGAACUCAGGGUUGCUAUUUACUUAAAAUUAAUUCUCGAACAUCUAAUCAAGCAUCAGAUGAACAGAUACCAGAUCCUUGGAGUCAGUAUCUUCAGAAAAAUAGUAUUCAAAACCAGGAAUCAUAUGAAGAUGGCCCUUGUACUAUAUCUUCAAACAAGAAUUCUGAUAGUAACUUGCUUUCAUUGGAUGGAUUAGAUAACGAAGUCAAAGCAGAUGGCUUACCAAAUAACUUCAGAGCCCACCCACUUCAAUUGGACGCAUCCAGUGACCCUUCGAACAACAUUGAUGGCCCAGAUCAUGUAAAAUCUGCAUCAUCGUUACAUGAAACAAAGAAAGCAAAUCCUGGAAUUAUUCAUGGUGCAUGCCUAACCCUUACUGAUCAUGAUAGAAUUCGACAGUUUGUACAAGAAUUCACAUUUCGGGGCCUUUUGCCACAUAUAGAGAAAACAAUUCGGCAGUUAAAUGAUCAGCUUAUAUCAAGAAAAGGUUUGAGUCGGUCUCUAUUUUCUGCAACUAAGAAAUGGUUUAGUGGCAGUAAAGUUCCAGAAAAGAGCAUAAAUGAACUGAAAAAUACAUCUGGAUUGCUGUAUCCACCAGAAGCACCAGAGCUUCAAAUUAGGAAAAUGGCUGACUUAUGUUUCUUGGUGCAGCAUUAUGAUCUGGCUUACAGUUGCUAUCAUACUGCAAAGAAGGAUUUUCUUAAUGAUCAAGCCAUGCUUUAUGCAGCUGGUGCCUUGGAAAUGGCAGCAGUGUCAGCUUUUCUUCAGCAAGGGGCAGCGAGGCCAUACCCCGCACAUUACAUGGACACAGCCAUCCAGACAUACCGGGAUAUCUGCAAGAAUAUGGUAUUGGCUGAAAGAUGUGUAUUACUUAGCGCUGAAAUCUUAAAAAGCCAAAGCAAAUAUUCAGAGGCUGCAGCUCUUCUAAUACGGCUAACCAGUGAGCAGAACACGUGGAAGGGCAUGGACUCUGACCUUCGAAGUGCACUUCUUUUGGAACAGGCCGCUCACUGCUUCAUAAACAUGAAGAGUCCCAUGGUUAGAAAGUACGCCUUUCACAUGAUACUGGCCGGCCAUCGCUUUAGUAAAGCCGGGCAGAAAAAGCAUGCUUUACGCUGCUAUUGCCAAGCCAUGCAAGUGUACAAAGGAAAAGGCUGGUCUCUUGCAGAGGAUCACAUUAACUUCACCAUUGGGCGCCAGUCCUACACUCUGAGGCAGCUGGACAAUGCUGUGUCUGCUUUCAGGCACAUUCUAAUCAACGAAAGUAAACAAUCUGCGGCUCAGCAAGGGUCCUUCCUCAGAGAAUACCUUUAUGUUUACAAGAAUGUAAGUCAGCUGUCACCAGACGGGCCCUUGCCGCAGCUUCCUUUGCCGUAUAUUAACAGUUCUGCAACCCGGGUUUUCUUUGGCCACGACAGACGACCAGCAGAUGGUGAAAAGCAAGCAGCUACUCAUAUAAGUCUUGAUCAAGAAUAUGACAAUGAAUCCUCUCAGCAGUGGCGAGAACUUGAGGAACAAGUUGUGGCCUUGGUUAACAAAGGAGUAAUUCCACCCAAUUUCCAUCCCACGCAAUACUGUUUGAAUAGUUUUUCAGAUAACUCAAGAUUCCCCCUUGCAGUAGUAGAAGAACCCAUAACAGUGGAAGUGGCUUUUAGAAACCCUUUGAAGGUUCCACUUCUGUUGACUAAUUUGUCACUGCUCUGGAAGUUUCAGCCCAAAGAUUCCAGUGGAAAGAACGAUGAAGAAGUUAAAGAACUAGUAACAAGUGAACCCGAAAUGAUUGGAACUGAAGUUAUUUCAGAAUUCUUAAUUAACAGUGAAGAAUCUAAAGUGGCCAGACUAAAGCUCUUUCCCCAUCACAUAGGGGAGCUGCACGUUCUGGGAGUUGUUUAUAAUCUGGGCACUGUUCAGGGCUCUACGACAGUUGAUGGCAUCGGUGCUCUUCCUGGAUGUCACACAGGGAAACAUUCCUUGAGCAUGUCAGUUCGAGGGAGACAAGAUUUAGAAAUUCAAGGUCCUCGACUUAACAGCACAAAAGAAGAGAAAACAUCUAUAACAUACGGUCCUGAUCGACGAUUAGAUCCCAUUAUCGUUGAGGAAAUGCCACUGUUGGAGGUGUUCUUUAUACAUUUCCCUACAGGGCUCCUCUGUGGAGAAAUCCGAAAAGCAUAUGUAGAAUUUGUCAAUGUCAGCAAAUGUCCUCUGACUGGAUUGAAGGUUGUUUCUAAACGUCCAGAGUUCUUUACCUUUGGCGGUAACACGACUGCUCUGACGCCACUGAGUCCCUCAGCUUCUGAGAACUGUAGUGCUUACAAGACCGUGGUGACAGAGUCUGCCUCUGUGCGUACAGCGCUCGCCUCGGUAGCGUCUGCGGCGGACUUUGGCAUCGGCACAGGAAGUCAGCCCGAGGUGAUUCCUGUGCCCCUGCCGGACCCUGUUCUUCUGCCUGGAGCUUCAGUGCAGCUGCCGCUGUGGUUACGCGGGCCGGAUGAAGAAGGUGUCCAUGAGAUUAACUUUCUGUUUUACUACGAAAGUGUUAAAAAGCUGCCCAAAAUACGUCACAGGAUAUUAAGACACACAGCAGUUAUUUGCACCAGCCGAUCUCUGAACGUACGUGCCACUGUCUGCAGGAGUAAUUCUCUUGAAGAUGAGGAGGGCAGAGGAGGCAAUAUGCUAGUCUUUGUGGAUGUGGAAAAUAUCAAUACUAGUGAAGCAGGUGUUAAGGAAUUCCAUAUAGUACAAGUAUCAAGUAGUAGCAAACACUGGAAGCUACAGAAAUCUGUAAAUCUCUCCGAAAACAAAGAUGCCAAACUUGGCAGUAGGGAAAAAGGAAAGUUUUGCUUCAAGGCAAUACGAUGUAAGGAAGAAGAAGUUGCCACACGGUCCUCAGAAAAAUACACCUUUGCAGAUAUCAUCUUUGGAAAUGAACAGAUAGUAAGUUCUGCAAGCCCAUGUGCAGAUUUCUUUUAUCGAAGUUUAUCCUCUGAAUUAAAAAAAGUCCAGCCAUCAGCGCAUACGGAAAAGCAGUCAACAGAGGACGCUGUGAGAUUAAUUCAGAAGUGCAGUGAGGUGGAUUUGAAUGUUGUCAUAUUGUGGAAGGCCUACGUGGUGGAAGACAGUAAGCAGCUUAUUUUGGAAGGCCAGCAUCAUGUUGUUCUUCACACUGUGGGCAAAGAAGCCUGUUCGUAUCCUCAGAAACAGGAGCCACCAGAAAUGGAACCAUUAAAAUUUUUCAGGCCGGAAAACACGGCUGUUUCUUCGAGACCCUCUGCAGAGCAGCUUUCCAGCCUCAUUAAAACCAGUCUUCACUACCCGGAGUCACUUAGCCACCCAUUUCAUCAAAAAAGCCUUUGUUUAGUACCAGUCACCCUUUUACUUUCCAAUUGUUCGAAGGCUGAUGUCGAUGUCAUAGUGGAUCUUCGGCAUAAAGCAACAAGUCCAGAAUCAUUGGAAGUCCAUGGAUCGUUUACGUGGCUCGGACAGACUCAGUAUAAACUGCGGCUUAAAAGCGAGGAGAUGCACAGCUUGCAGCUGAAAGCAUGCUUUGUCCACACGGGUGUCUAUAACCUUGGAACUCCGAGGGUGUUUGCCAAGUUAUCGGACCAAGUUACAGUGUUUGAAACAAGUCAGCAGAACUCCAUGCCUGCCCUGAUCAUCAUUAAUAAUGUGUGACAGCUUGUAAAGUUGUACUGAAAUCCACAAGAAUCAGUUUAUUUUACUGACUGACUUUUACAGCAGUAUUUGAAAUACCCAACUUGCUCUCGAGGUUGGUGUCGGAUCACUGCAAAAUACUUGUCAAUUUGCUGAUGAUGUAAAGCACGUUGGACUGAGAAACUGAUAUUCUUCUUUUGUAUUUCUUUAAACCUGGUAAUAAUUUACAUGCUCAUAUUGCAGAAUUUCAACAUAUCCAUGCACCUUAUUAAGCACCAUCUUAAAAACCAGUGUCUAAGUCUGCUGUUACAACUUCCUGAUGGUAUGCGAAAUCAGACAAUUUUGAGGAAGGAAAGGCCUCGUUGGCAAUACUCCUUUAAGCCUUCAGUCAAAUUCCAGCUUUACUGUGAAGUUCAAUAGAGUAUGAAAUCAAACUUUCCUGUCUUGCUUCACACGGUUCUCUAAAAUCAGUUCUGAACUUUGGUUAAAAAGUCAUGGUUCAGUACCUGGUGGUUCCCUAUGGCUUAUACAUAACUUUGUAAAAAAAAAAUUUUUCUGAUGCUUUGAAUAUAGUUUUGAAAGGAGUUUGAGCUUUUUUUCCUCAUUCAUCUCAGCAUAGUGUGCACUAUUUCACAAUAUGAGAUUUUUGUCCUUUAAAUUAUCAUAUUCUUUAUUAUGUAACUUUAACAUUUGAGUUGAUCUGUUUAAAAUAUAAAUCUCAGUUAAUAAAAAUAAGCUUUUCAAAAAUGUAUUAUAUUUAUAACAAAUGUACUGUAAAUAGAAUAAAGACACACUAUUCACUGUA
Messenger RNA from Pipistrellus kuhlii (Kuhl's pipistrelle), 5490 nucleotides. RefSeq names its product trafficking protein particle complex subunit 8 (gene TRAPPC8). Gene Ontology annotation, cellular component: cytoplasmic vesicle; phagophore assembly site; TRAPPIII protein complex. The transcript is spliced from 31 exons. Gene Ontology annotation, biological process: protein localization to phagophore assembly site; endoplasmic reticulum to Golgi vesicle-mediated transport. The record is from RefSeq and is a predicted model, not a curated record. Lineage: Eukaryota; Metazoa; Chordata; Mammalia; Chiroptera; Vespertilionidae. Bases 297 to 4706 code for a protein of 1469 amino acids. Gene Ontology annotation, molecular function: protein binding.